GUAAAGCUGAUUGUCCAAUGUUAGAGUCUCAGGCUACAUUAACAACAAGUGACAUUGUUAUCAAUAAAUUGACACAAAUCCUGUCUUACUUGAGGAGACAAGGGUCAAAGAAAAUGAAGAAGAAGUAGAAUGGUGCAUACAGGUUCUAAUUAUGAUAAAAAAUUGCAUUAUAUUUCCUGAUAUGGGCGAAUACGAUUUCGAUGCAUCUGCAGUUCCGUCUGAUUUAUCAAAGAGAGAUCAACCGUUAUUCACUAAAAGUGAGCCCACACAGGAUUAUGAAGACAUCAAGAAAGCUACUAAAGAAUUUGUCAAGGCUAUAGGGAAAACGUAUGCUGAUUCUUCUUCCAUUUCAGGCGAGAGGACUCAUUCUGAUGGUCCAUUACCUUCUGGUUGGUCAGCAAGGGAAGUAGAUAGACAUGUGUUUAGAAGCUCCAGUACUAAGUCGACAGAACCAGUUCUUAUGAAGAAAGCAAAAACUGACAAUGUUGGAUUUGGUGGUUUAGAUCAAGAUCAUUAUGCUGAAUGCUAUCCUGGGUCAGUCCUUAAUAUUAAUAUUAAUCUAAUUACAAUAUUAAGUAAUCUCUUUGUAUCAUCAAUCAUUCACUUAAUUUUUUGUACAUGUACAUGUACGUGUGCAUCUAACAUACAUACUUGUAUUAUCAUUAUUUGAGGUAUUAUUACUUCUCUG
Amphimedon queenslandica is the source of this 688-nucleotide messenger RNA. RefSeq lists its product as uncharacterized. The transcript is spliced from 6 exons. The record is from RefSeq and is a predicted model, not a curated record. Bases 152 to 670 code for a protein of 172 amino acids. Lineage: Eukaryota; Metazoa; Porifera; Demospongiae; Haplosclerida; Niphatidae.